Molecule: messenger RNA, 759 nt
Organism: Hydra vulgaris (swiftwater hydra)
Lineage: Eukaryota; Metazoa; Cnidaria; Hydrozoa; Anthoathecata; Hydridae
Product: piggyBac transposable element-derived protein 4-like
Source: RefSeq, a predicted model, not a curated record
AUGAAGCAAAAAGAGAAUCCAUUUCAGACUGAUAAAGCGGAAAUGUGUGCUUUCUUUGGAAUUCGUCUUAUUAUGGGCUACCAUGUUUUACCCUCUAUCAGAGAUUAUUGGUCUAGUCAACCAGAUCUUCAGGUCCCAUUUGUAUCAAAUACAAUGCCUCGAUUACGAUUUGAGACAAUUCGUUCAGCAUUGCAUUUUGCAAAUAAUGAUGAAAUGUUACCAAGAAGUCAUCCACAGUGUGAUCGGGCUUUCAAAUGGGGAUUUAAGUUGUGGUGCAGAUGUGAUGCUGUAACAGGCUACCUUUAUCAGUUUGAUCUUUAUAAAGGACGCAAAGUAAGCACAGAAUAUGGCCUUGGUGAGAGUGUUGUUGUCAUUUUGUCAAAAAAAAUCGAAGAGUUAUGUUGUCAUGUUUUUAUAGAUAACUUCUUUAACUCGCCACUAUUACAAGUUCACAUGCUACAAAAAAAAAUUUAUUUAUGUGGCACUGUUCGUAUUGACAGAAAGUAUAUGCCAAAUAACUUCAAACCAGACAAGGAAAUGAAGCGAGGAGACAUGGAUGCUAUGACAGCUAAUGGGAUUACUUGUGUCAAAUGGAUGGAUAAUAGAUCAGUAACUCUGUUGUCUAAUUUUACACAAUGUUCAAAAGAUGAUGUAUCGCUUGUUCUUAGGAGGAAUGCAGGAUGCGCAGAAAAGUUACGAGUUCCAUGUCCAACUAUUGUUACACUUUACACUUUACAACAAAUUUAUGGGUUGUGUUGA